Penaeus monodon (black tiger shrimp) is the source of this 4415-nucleotide messenger RNA. RefSeq names its product prolow-density lipoprotein receptor-related protein 1-like. NCBI's taxonomy places the organism in Eukaryota, Metazoa, Arthropoda, Malacostraca, Decapoda, Penaeidae. The record is from RefSeq and is a predicted model, not a curated record. Gene Ontology annotation, cellular component: plasma membrane. Gene Ontology annotation, molecular function: protein binding. The transcript has 27 exons. Bases 590 to 4399 code for a protein of 1269 amino acids.
UCUCUCUCUGUUUCCAGCAAGCGAUGGCCCGGCUCUCAACCAGGAGGGCUGUCCGGUCGGCAAGUUCAGAUGCAGCAACGGAUUUUGCGCCAACACCACGCUGCUCUGCAACGGACAGGACGACUGCGGGGAUUUCUCGGACGAAAGCAGCUGCAAUAUCAACGAGUGCGCGUCCGGGCAGCCGAAGGUGUGCGCGCAGGUGUGCAUCGACAAGCCAAUCGGCUAUGUUUGCGAUUGCACAGAGGGCUACCGAGUGAACCCAAGUGACCCCAAGCUGUGCAGUGACGUGGAUGAGUGUGAGGAUUACCCGUGUCCUCAUAUUUGCCACAAUACUGUUGGUUCCUAUAAGUGCGCGUGUGCCGACGGGUACAUUUCGGAGCAAGAUGGUCACAAGUGUAUUGCGAACUCGACUGUGAAGGCGAGGCUGAUCUUCUCCAAUCGCUAUUAUAUUCGCGAAAUCAACACCGACGGAAGUAACAACCGACUGCUGGUGGCCAACCUCACGAACGCCGUUGGCCUCGACUACGAUUUCGUCGAGAAUUGCAUCUACUGGUCGGAUGUCACCCACAUCUCCUCGUCCAUCAAGAAAAUGUGCAACGAGAGCCAGCCGGUGGUGCUCCACUCGGCAGUGCAGAGCCCGGACGGCAUAGCGCUGGACUGGGUCGGACGCAACUUGUACUGGUGUGACAAGAGCAAAGACACGAUCGAAGUCUCCAAGUUAGAUGGGCAGUACAGGAAGGCCCUGAUCACCUCAGGUCUCCAGGAUCCAAGAGCCAUUGUGUUGGAUCCCUAUCAUGGAAACAUGUACUGGACAGACUGGGGAAACCAACCGCACAUCGGCAAGGCGGGGAUGGACGGCUCAGACCAGCGCAUCAUCGUCAACACGUCCUUGGGGUGGCCCAACGCCCUCACCAUCUCCUACGUCACCAAUGAGCUCUUCUGGGCCGACGCUUACCAGGACUACAUCGCUCAUUCCGAUCUCGAAGGCAAUAACAUGAAGAUCAUCAGGAGUAAAGAUACAGAUCCAUUGCACGUCCAGCAUGUAUUUGCAAUCUCUGUGUUUGAAGACUAUCUCUACUGGACUGACUGGGAGCUAAAGAGCGUGCUGCGAGCUCACAAGUACACUGGCAGAGAUGGGAAGAAGAUUUACACUGCAGUACACAGGCCUAUGGAUAUUCAUGUGUAUCAUCCCUAUAGACAAUUACCGUUGGACAACAACCCAUGUGAAAACAAUGGAGGCUGUGAUACAAUGUGUCUCCUUGCGCCAAAUGGAGGAAAGACGUGUACCUGCCCUGAAAAUUUUGUGUUGGGGGAAGACGGUGUUUCCUGCAAAAGCAACUGCCUGAGUUCCAUGUUUGUGUGCAGUUCCACCUACAAGUGCAUCCCCUUCUGGUGGAAGUGCGAUACUCAGGAUGAUUGUGGUGAUGGCUCUGAUGAACCCCCAGACUGCCCGGCUUACAGCUGCACUCCUGGGCAAUUCCAAUGCCAGAAUGGAAACUGCAUUCAUCCAUCACAGAUCUGUGAUAAUCAAGAUCACUGCAAAGAUGGUUCAGAUGAGCCUAAUUGUGACAAUUAUUCUUGUGUUCUGUCACAAUUCAAGUGUCCAGCAGGUAAUAGUUCAAGUGCAUUCUGCAUUGCUGGAAAGCGACGAUGCGAUGGUACCAAUGACUGUCCAGAUGGGCAUGAUGAAAAAGAUUGUCCAGCAUCAACUUGCUCAGCAGACUGGUUCUUGUGCAAUAAUACUCAGUGUAUACCAAAGGUUUGGGUGUGUGACGGAGACCAAGACUGUUUAGAUGGAUCAGAUGAGAAUGCCAACUGUAGCACCAGAGUAUGUCCUCAAGAAAAUUUCAGAUGUCGUAAUGGACGCUGCAUUCCUAAGUCCUGGAAGUGUGAUGGGGAGUUUGAUUGUCCUGAUAAAGAGGAUGAAGGAGAGGCAUGCAACGGCACUGACACAUGCGAUGAAUCACAGUUCAAGUGUGGAAACAACAAAUGCAUUUCUGCCCAGUGGAGAUGUGAUGGAGAAAAUGAUUGCUCAGAUGGCUCAGAUGAAACUGGUUGUACAGCUAGAGUGUGCAAUGAAACUGAAUUCCGCUGUGAUGAUGGCAGAUGUAUAGCAAUCACAAACCUCUGUGAUGGAGAAACCAAUUGUGCUGAUGGUAGUGAUGAGAUCAACUGCAAUGUUACCUGCAACGAACACAUGUUCAAGUGUGAGACUCAUCCUCAGUGCAUAUUGAAGAAAUGGGUAUGCGACAAGGACCCAGAUUGCACAGAUGAGUCUGAUGAGCGGAAUUGCAAUGUGACGUGUGGUAUUGGCUUCACGAGCUGUGCCAACGGUGUUUGCGUUCCAACCCCUUGGGUGUGUGAUGGCGAAAACGACUGCUUGGAUGGAAGUGAUGAAAGGAGGGAGUUGUGUGCCAACCACACUUGUCCGAUUGGGAGAUUCAGAUGUGCCAAUGAUUUCUGUAUCCUGGAGAAUCACAUAUGUGAUGGUGAAAACAACUGUGGAGAUGGUUCAGAUGAAUCUCCAAACAUAUGUCAAAGCAAGAAAGUGUGUAAACCAGAGGAGUUCCAGUGUAGGAAUGGACAUUGCAUUGGAAGGGCUACUGUGUGCGAUGGCUACGAUGACUGUGCAGACAACAGUGAUGAAGAUAACUGUGGUUGCAGAUUUGGUGAAUGUUCUCAAAUUUGUAAUAUAAAGAAGGAUAGGAAUCACACAUGCUCAUGUGCCCCAGGCUAUUCACUGCACAGUUGGUCUCAGAAAAAUCAGAAGUCAUGUUUUGCUGAUGGAAAUUUAGCCUACAUGAUUUUAGCUAAUGAUAAUCAUUUGAGAAAACUUUCGCCUUACAAACAUGGAAACUCAGCAAGUAUAUUAACACUGACAGAGGAGGAUUCAAAGACUAUGAAAGUCCACAGUAUUGAUGUCUUGUAUGGUGACCCUCCCAUCGCCUUCUGGACAAAUCUUCAUGAUAAUACGUUGGUGUCUAUGACUGUUCCAACCACUCAUGACCAGGAUAAUUCGCGGACAAGAAGAGAGGCAGCUAAGAUCACAGUUGUGUUACGUGAUCUGAAGAAACCACGCAGUGUUGCAGUCGACUGGGUGACGCCAAUGGUAUAUGUUGUUGACGCUGGAGAUAAGACAAUAUUAGCUACUACUGUAGAUGGAUCAAAGGUUGUAACCUUAAUAGCUACAAGCUUGGAGCAGCCCUAUGAUGUUGUUGUGGAUCCACAGUCUGGCCAACUGUUUUGGUCAGAUUCUGGAUUCAACCCACGGAUUGAGGUCGCUGGUAUGGACGGAAGAAAUAAGAGAGCACUAGUAGAUCGCAAUUUGCAGUGGCCAGUUGGACUUGCCAUAGAUUAUCCAGCCCGUAGACUCUACUGGGCAGAUAUCAAGACCUGUAAUAUUGAAACUGUGAUGCUUGAUGGUUCAGAUCGGCAGCUAGUUAUGCAUUUUCCUCAAAAUGAAGGAGUACCAGGCAACCUUGACAUCUUUGAAGAUAUGAUCUAUCUCACCACCCACGACACAAAUGUUGUUCACCGCCUGAAUAAGUUUGGAUACCGCCCACAACAUAUUUCUCGCAUUUCUCAGCAUGCAAUGGAAGUUUCUGACAUUCUGAUUGUUCAGGAGCAAAAACAAGACAGAUCUUUGCCCAACCCGUGUGCUAACAACACAUGCCACGCAGAUGCCUUGUGCUUCAUUUCUGGACCAAGAACCCAUUCUUGCAUUUGUCGUGAUGGAUUAAUGGAGAAAAUUGUUGAUGGUGUCCAACAGUGCCUUCCAAAGUCAGCCAGCCGUAAUGGAUGCAACCUCUUCUGCAAUAAAGGAAAGUGUGUAAUGACUCCAAAUGGACCACAGUGCCAGUGCCCAGACAUGUAUUAUGGACCUACCUGCAACAUAUAUCGAUGCUCUGGCUACUGCCUGAACAACGGGCACUGUGAGCGGAGUUCACCGACAGAGGGCGGUAAUGUGUCUCUCCGCUGUUCGUGUGGGCCAAACUGGACAGGGGAACGGUGUGAAACUCCAGUCAAGACUUGUGCCAAUUAUUGUGAAAAUAAUGGCACUUGCCACAUGAGCAAAGACAGUCCCAUCUGUAUCUGCAAAUUACAUUUUAAUGGUGAUAGAUGUGAACAGUGCAGGGACAAACAGUGUGAGAACGGAGCGACAUGUCGACUUUACUGGGUUAAUGGAGCGCCGGAGACAUUCUGUUCUUGUGCUGAAGGAUACCAUGGAGAAACCUGUCGUUACUCUAUUUGCGACAAUUACUGCAAAAAUGGAAACUGCAGUAUAUAUCUGGGUAUUCCAAAAUGCCAGUGUAAGGAAGGAUGGACAGGAAGGACCUGCGAUACUUGUAAAGAUGGGAACUGUCAAAGAGAUUUGUGUGAGGACUUCCUGUGCAAAUGAGGAACGUGCAUCAUAG